Dunckerocampus dactyliophorus (ringed pipefish) is the source of this 2073-nucleotide messenger RNA. It is a transcript of the gene stk26, whose product is annotated as serine/threonine protein kinase 26. The transcript has 12 exons. Bases 240 to 1442 code for a protein of 400 amino acids. Gene Ontology annotation, biological process: protein phosphorylation. The record is from RefSeq and is a predicted model, not a curated record. Gene Ontology annotation, molecular function: protein kinase activity; ATP binding. Lineage: Eukaryota; Metazoa; Chordata; Actinopteri; Syngnathiformes; Syngnathidae.
GCAGUAGCUCAACUUUGUGCGGCUUCACUCUUCUACAUCUCAGGACGCUCCUCUUGCUCUUCUCCCAACAUUUGUGCUCCCAUUACGGACAGAAGAGGCCUGUCUCCACCAGGAAGUCACCCCGGUUUUUGUGGAGACGUGUGAGCGCGCAGGGCACCCUCUCUGUGGGCAAUUUCAAGGCAAAGAGACGCAAGCAGCAACCUGGCGGAGGAAGAGGGCGUUCUAAGCUAAAAGUCACCAUGGACGUUCCCGGUAUGCAGAGCUCUCAGAUUGAUCCCGAAGAAUUAUUCACCAAACUGGACCGCAUUGGCAAAGGCUCCUUUGGAGAGGUGUUCAAAGGCAUUGAGAAUUCCUCACAGAGGGUGGUGGCCAUCAAGAUCAUUGACCUGGAGGAAGCGGAGGAUGAAAUUGAGGACAUCCAGCAGGAGAUCACUGUGCUGAGCCAGUGUGACAGUCCUUACAUCACCAAGUACUAUGGGUCCUACCUCAAGGGGAGCAAACUGUGGAUCAUCAUGGAGUACCUUGGUGGAGGUUCUGCACUUGACUUGCUGCGUGCAGGUCCAUUCGAUGAGUCCCAGAUUGCCACCAUGCUGAAGGAGAUUCUGAAGGGUCUGGACUACCUCCACUCAGAGAAGAAGAUCCACAGAGACAUCAAAGCCGCCAAUGUGCUGUUGUCGGAGCACGGCCAGGUGAAGCUGGCCGACUUUGGGGUGGCUGGUCAGCUGACUGACACGCAAAUUAAGCGGGAAACCUUUGUGGGGACACCCUUCUGGAUGGCGCCAGAGGUCAUCCAGCAGUCUGCAUAUGACUUCAAGGCGGACAUCUGGUCACUGGGCAUCACCGCCAUUGAGCUCGCCAAGGGGGAACCGCCCAACUCUGACAUGCAUCCAAUGAGAGUCCUCUUCCUCAUUCCCAAGUCUCCUCCCCCCACGCUGACGGGCGAAUUCUCCAAGAGCUUCAAGGAGUUCACAGAGGCAUGCCUCAACAAGGACCCCGCCUUUCGUCCCACCGCUAAGGACCUGGUUAAGCACAAGUUCAUCGUCAAACACUGCAAGAAGACGUCGUACCUCAGCGAGUUGAUUGACAGGUACAGGCGAUGGCGAGAGCAGGGACACAGCGACAGCAGCUCUGACGACUCAGACAGCGAGUCGAGCGACAAGAAGGACAGCGACUCUCCCGAGUGGAGCUUCACGACGGUCCGCAAGAAGAAGACGGACGGUCGACCGCUCAUCAAUGGGCAGGAUCCGCUAAGUGCGUCCUCCAGCCUGUCCAGCAUUAUCUCACCUGUCUUCACUGAGUUGAAGCAGCAGCAUAUGGAGCACUCUCAGCAGCGACUGGCCAUUGAGGGGCUGGAGCGCAACAUCCGAAUGGCUGAGGACGUGUGCCCAGGCAUCACAGACAGGAUGGUGACGCGCAUCAUUGCCAGGUUCAACGCCAACUGAGGACUCCGGAAGUGUACCGAAUGAAGAGAGACUGUGUCUCAGUAUGGAGACUUGCUGUGCAAUGUCUCCACACACACACACACACAAGCAUAAUUUACUUCACUGCUGCUGCAUGAAGAAGUGAGGAGUUGCGAGUUGGUGACUCUUUACUAACUUUUGUCAAAUAUCUUCACCGUGUGCCUUUAGUGUUGUGCAGCAGCGCAGUUUUAUGUUAAAUAUUUGUUCAGUAGCACUUGACAAAGACCAUAUGCCAUGAUUGUUACUGUAUUAUUAUUAUUAUUAUUAUUAUAUUUGUCUUCUUGCCUCAGAAACACUUUUGAACAGGGCGCCCUCAUUCAAAAUGAUGUUAACAGUGAGUUAGUGUUACAACAGUUGGCAAGAAUCUUAUUGUUUGCUACUGCUGUUUGCCUGUGCAGCUAUCUAGCUUCCAAAAGUGUUACUGACACUUCGAACCAAAGACACUAUAGCUGGUCCUUGUGUAUAUAUAUUUUUUACUAUAAAAUUAAGGGAUGUGACAAUGCUUACUCAGUGGGAACGUUAAAUGAGCUUUUAGAGAGAUAUUUUCCUUUUUGUAGCGGGACGUAGAGUUUUAAUAAUAAAUAUUUAAGAUUGAUUGACCAUGUCAUCCGCU